Molecule: messenger RNA, 1010 nt
Organism: Anopheles maculipalpis
Lineage: Eukaryota; Metazoa; Arthropoda; Insecta; Diptera; Culicidae
Exons: 2
Coding region: 3-1010 (335 amino acids)
Biological process (GO): DNA catabolic process
Cellular component (GO): cytoplasm
Molecular function (GO): 3'-5'-DNA exonuclease activity; nucleic acid binding
Source: RefSeq, a predicted model, not a curated record
CAAUGGUCGAAAUAAAAUCAUUCGUCUUCUUCGACCUGGAGACAACGGGCAUUCCACAGUAUGAACAUUUCCGGACGAAAAUUACCGAACUUUCGAUGGUAGCGUGCGGGCGGGACCAUUUGGUAGAAUCGAACACCGAACUGCCACGUGUAAUGCACAAAUUGUCCCUCUGCUUCAACCCGUUCCGUAUGAUAACGCUCGGCUCUUCGCAGGCAACAGGUCUUUACAAUGAUCUGCUCGAGAAGGAAGCAAAGUUCGAUGCAAAUGCAGGCGAGAUGGUAAAGCUGUUCCUUGAUCGACUACAAAAACCCAUCUGCCUGGUAGCGCACAAUGGCAAUCAGUUUGAUUUUAUACUGCUCAAGCAACACCUGCUCCGGAUCGGUGUACCACUGCCGGCCGAACUGUACUGUGUCGACUCGCUGCCAGCAUUCCGCAAGAUCGAAACCGACGUAGAGCGCUCGUACCUCGAGCACAACGAAGGGCUGGACAGUGAGAUUCCCGAGCUGGAGUACAAGGCGCUGCUCGUAAUGGAGGAACUCGAGCAGGCAAACGAUUGGAUGAAGGAACGGCAAAAGCUUAAUGAAACCACACCACACAGCGGACGUAUGGAGCAAAAGUAUAAGCAAGCACUCCGGGAGUAUCUUACGAUUGGUCCGGGUGAAAAAUCGCCCUCAACACAGGAACCAUCGGAUGAGGAGGGUAGUAGUGAUGGUAGUUCCUCUUCACGGCAGGAAAUCAGUGGUAAAUCCCGUAAACGGUUAUUCCCUUCCACUUCGCCGGAUGAUACGGAGGAUGUAAAACCAUUGCCAAGUUCUCCGGCUCCGGCCAAGAAGCUUUAUAAAUUGUCCGAGCUGUAUAAGCGCACCGUGGGAAAAGAACUGAUCAACGCACACCGUGCGGAAGACGAUACGUUGGCGCUGAUGAACUGUGCCGUUGUGCACGGGAAACGGUUCGUUCGAUAUGCGGACGCUAACUGUGUAGCGUACGAGGAGGUGAAAGGCAAAUUUUAA